AUGCAGCGACGCCUGCCUGUGCUCAUGCUGCUGCUGUUUCUGGCACUUCUGCCUAGCGAAUUGCCGUCUCAUGCUUCCGCGCUGCCGCGCACGUGCGGAGUGGCGGAGCAGGGGGAGGCUGCAGCUGGCGGAGAGGCGGGAAAUUCCGGCGCAAGCGCAGGGAUUGCGCACGUGUGCGAUGCGCGCGAGGCGGGAAUGCCGGGGAAGGAGGACGGCGCAGGGGACGAUGAAGGCGGAGAUAGUGAAGCGGUAGAGAGCGAUUUAAAGGAGUAUCUUGACACCUUGGACGAGGCAGAGCGGCAGCCGUGGGCGCAGAUGGAGGCGGGGGAAUGGGCGCAGGCGGAGGAGCUGUUCUCGCGCGUGGCGCACGUGGGGGAGGGGAGGGGGAGCGCGGAUUCAACAGCGGAGAGCGCAGGGGCGUCGGGGGGAAAGGGGGAGUUGGCAGUGCGGGAGCGGAUGCUGCAGGGGCGGGGGUGGGCGCGCACCCUGAUGCAGUCAUACGCGCUGGCGGAGAGAGACCUCCGCGAGGGCGUGCGCAGGUUCCCAGGCAACGUGCGCAUGUGGGAGUGCCUGGGGUCGCUGCACUUCGACAUGGGCCUCAUGCCGCAGGCAUACGACGACUUCUCACAAGUGCUCGCCCUGUACCCCAACCACAUCGAUGCUCUCCGAUGGCGAGGGCUAGCAGCGCACCGGCUGAGGCGGCACCCAGAGGCCAUAGCGGACCUGAGAGCUGUGCUGCGCGCCGAGCCCAUGGACUCCUUCCUCCUCAAAACCGUGGCCCUAUCAUACACGUGCAUGGGGCAGUACCGCGAGUCGCUGCCGGUGUGGCAGGAGGCGGUGGAGCGGCAUGCGGGCAUGGCGGAGAUGUGGGAGGAGAAGGGCAGCGUGCACCGCAUUCUCGGCGAGGACGCCCCCGCCAUGCUCUGCCUGCUCACCGCCCUGCGCCUCCGCAGCUCACUUGUCCCCGCCAUGCCAUCUGUUCCCGUGCCAUGCAUGGCAGCUCACUGGCAGCGUAUCGCAACAUAG
Closterium sp. Naga37s-1 is the source of this 1026-nucleotide messenger RNA. The record is from the annotation of a GenBank genome assembly. NCBI's taxonomy places the organism in Eukaryota, Viridiplantae, Streptophyta, Zygnematophyceae, Desmidiales, Closteriaceae.